GCGAGUUCGAGUUGUGAACUUCGUGACAGGUGAAACUUUUAAUUAAGUGGAAGGUGGAUGAAAACGGAAAAUUUUCUUUUAUUAUCCUUAUUUAAAACCUUAUAGAGAUAACAUGCUGCACAUUGCUCUUAUAUGGCUAUCAUUCCUUGAUUAUAUUCACUGUUUACCUGAACAUAAAUUAAAGAUACCUAAUAGCGAAAAUGUACCGGAUCCUUGUGAUCCUGGCAAGUUUGUAAAGUCCAUUGGUCACUUGAAUUAUGAUGGUGGUGGACCUCUUAAUUCAUUCGGUUCAGAUUUCGAAAGCAAACGGUCUUGGAGUCUACUCUGUCCAUUGGAUAGUGACGGUGAUGGAUUUACUAAUGGUCAAGAAUUAGGUGAUCCUAAAUGCCAAUGGAAAAUAGGUGAUCUACCUGAAAGAAUAUUCAAUAUUACUCAUCCAGGUGUAUGUACUCCUGUGGAUUCAGAGGUUUGUAAGAGACAGAUUAUAUGUAAAACUAAUAUUCAAACACAUUGUGGUUUUACUCAAUUCUCAACUAGUAUAUUAACUUUUAUAACAAUAUUAAUAGUAUUAUUAACAAUAUUAAAAUUUAUUAGUAAUACCGAAUUGAAAUAUCGUUAUGAACAUGAUAUAUGGCCUACAACCUGUUGUCCAUCAUUACCAUAUGAUAAACCUGGAUUUUCUUGGGAUAAUUAAUUUUUUGAUAAAGAAAAAAUAAAGAAGGUUCGUUUGUUUCUACGAGAUUUUAUUUUGAUAAAAAGGCACAUUGUGUAUAUGUGUGUAUAUGCUUAUAUAGUCUAUAUUAUUAUUAUUAUUAUUAUUAUUAUUAUUAUUAUU
Schistosoma curassoni is the source of this 835-nucleotide messenger RNA. NCBI's taxonomy places the organism in Eukaryota, Metazoa, Platyhelminthes, Trematoda, Strigeidida, Schistosomatidae. The record is from the annotation of a GenBank genome assembly.